AUGGGGAAGGCCGCUGUGUGGAAGAAGCCUUCCUUUCAGCAGGCCCUGAAGAACACGACCAAGCCGAAGAAGAACGAGAAGCCGCCGAAGCAAGGGAAGGGGACGAAGGACGGGAACAAAGGCGACAACAACACCGGCAAGCCCCAGGACAACCAGGCCUUGACCGAGGCUGCCCUCGCACAGUUGGAGAACAAGGACCCCCAGUACGUCUCGGAGUACAUCCAGAACUUGGGUGACAAAGAGCAGAUGCGAUUGUGGAAGAAGUUCGAAGCGGACCGGAAGUCCACCGGUGAGCACGAUGCCUAUGUAAUGGCAACCCAAGGAGUUGGCUCCAAGAAAAAGGCCAAAAGGCGGCUGCAGCAGCAAGUCGACACCUACAUGGAGCACAUGGCGAAGUUCUCCACGUCGCACGUGAAGGGCAACAAGGCGGUUUGGCAGCCUCUUCACUUCAUGCUCAACAUGAAGUAUGGAGCGAGAGAGCUGAAGGCGAAGAAGGAGACGCAGAAGAUGAUGCAGCACUCGGGGAAGUGCACCUGGACCGACUUCAAGGUCCUCCACGACCUGGAAAACGGAAAGCAGCACCUCCGUUUCGAAUUCCCGGCAGAGGACCCCAAGAAGAAGACCGAUGAGGCCGACGAGCACCUCACACCUCUCAUCGGCAACAAGAAGAAUCACCAGUUCGACGACUACGGCUUUGGCAAAGCAGGGGCAGCGGGUUCAGCGGCUUCGCAGGCCUUCACAGCUGACAGCAAAGCUUUGAGAGCCCUGGAGAACUGCGAAGGCCUCGUGGCAGGCAAGACGGUGCCCAAGGACAAGCUGCAGCUUGCUGCUGUUCGUGCCAAAGGUGCUUGCGGUGAAGUCCAGUCGCUUUUGGAGGAAAAGCUGCUUGAGACCGAUGGCAAGGAGAAGAAGGAGAUCCAGGGCAAGAUCAAAGACUUGAAGGAAGUGAUCAAGCUUUUCGGGGCCAAUAAGAUGGACGACAAGAAGCUUGUGGCUCUGGUCCGCCGGUCGGCAAAGGUCGCAAAGGCCUGCUCUGAGGUCUUGUCCCUCGAGGACGACAGCUGA
Symbiodinium sp. CCMP2456 is the source of this 1065-nucleotide messenger RNA. Lineage: Eukaryota; Dinophyceae; Suessiales; Symbiodiniaceae. The record is from the annotation of a GenBank genome assembly.